GAAACACAAUACUUUUUCUGUGCAGAACCAUUGUACAGCAACCAACAAAGCAACUAAGUGUUGGAGUCAUUACAAACAUUGUUGUGUUUUUAUACUGGUGGUGGCACACAUUAUGCAUAGUAACAUGGACACUUGUGUCCCCAUCAACAACAUUCAAGAAAAACACUUCAAAAUUCAGUGCCAAACUUACUUUCUUGGAUUGCUUGCCCAGCCAUACAAACGAUCCUGCCCACAAACUUCCAAGAUAAAGCUUUCUGAAACUGUGAAGUUUCCCGCCUUUUUGCCUCCUAUGUAGGUAUGUAUAUACAGAUACAGUUCUGAGGAUAUGUUGCAGCUUCUACCCUUUCAUAUCUGUGGGAUGUUUUAGGUGAACUGAGAUUACAAGUGAACUGAGGGGUGGAGGAACAGGGGAAAUAAGAUGAAUAAGUCUAGGCUCAAGAGUUCCAGUAUACAUCCUAUAUACAGGAGGGCACUCAGGACAGCUGCAGCUUCCGAUAUUUUCUGGACAGCUACAGCUGCCUUCUCCCUGACGCUGUCGCUGUCUCUUCUAUAUUUCCUCUCCUUGCGAUCCUCUAUCUCCAGCCUCGACGUCCUCCUCGUGACAACCCCAAGCUGUUUCGAUGCUAGGCUUGAUCCUGCUGGUCCCAGAAAUGGACUGAGUACCUUGUCAGCAAACCCCAUCAGGUCAUCGAGGUUGUGUGUGAUGAACGAAAAGAUCCACAGAUACACCUUUGGUAUCAUCCUGCCAAAUUCCAACUCCUUCUUUUGUGUUAUCUUGUCGAAUUCCACCACCGUCAGUGUGUCCAGUGAAGCAAGGAAACCUGCAAAAAAGAAUACAAUUAUACACCAGGAGCACAUGCAAGGCUUAAAAUGCAUGUCAUGCGGUAUGAAGCUAGGAAAGUAGACUAUCUCUUCGUACCCCCCACACGUUUCCCAAUACAUUUUACAAAUGACUUACCAAGGGGCCACUUCCUCCUAACAUUGGCCUCCUUCUGCAUAGCUUCAAGCAGCUGCUAAAGCCCCUCCCCCUGUUUUUGGCACAGGAUCCUUGCUGUCAUGGCGAUACCCACACCAAUCGGACCCGAGUGGGCAGUUGUGAUAAACAGAUGUUGUA
Geodia barretti is the source of this 1114-nucleotide messenger RNA. The record is from the annotation of a GenBank genome assembly. NCBI's taxonomy places the organism in Eukaryota, Metazoa, Porifera, Demospongiae, Tetractinellida, Geodiidae.